AAUCUCGGGUGUUGAGUUGUAGCGUUUCCUUUUUGACUGCUCGACUCUAGUCGAGUAAUUGUACUCUCAACCGCAUUCAAUCAUCACCUCUCCAACUUAAAACUAGCACUGAGCAAGCAAAUUAAGGCAGCUUCUAAACCGUCCGUUAAAGAUGGCGUCUUUAACCAUCCUGCACGCCAAUGCUUAUGUUCUCUGCUGUAUUCCGUACUCUCCUUCCCGUCUUGAAUUCAAAUUUCCCGCUAAAUCACAACGGUCUUCUCUUCCAACGGUUAAGUUUCGAGCCAAAACUCUCCAAGCUUGCACUCUUCCAACUACUGGCGAUGGUGAUUCUGGCGAGAAUCGUGACUGGGUUUCUAAUAGAAGGAAAAUCCUUAUCUGUGUAUCCGUAUUACCGUUUCUAUUUCGUCUUAGUGCUAAGGGAACUGAGUUGGAUAAUACUAUGUACGCGCUCAUGAAGGAAGAAUUAAGGAAGGUGGUGUCCAAAGGCAAAGCGGCCGGUGUACUUCGGCUUGUUUUUCAUGAUGCAGGAACUUUUGAAAUGGAUGGGAAUUCAGGGGGUAUGAAUGGUUCUAUAGUUUUUGAACUUGAUAGACCCGAAAAUGCAGGUUUAAAGAAAUCUCUGAAGAUUCUUGAGAAAGCUAAGAGGGAAGUCGAUGCAAUACAACCAGUAUCAUGGGCAGACAUGAUUGCUGUGGCUGGAGCUGAAGCUGUUUCAGUUUGUGGAGGUCCAACAAUUCCAGUUACAUUGGGCAGACUAGACUCAGUGGAUGUAGAUACUGAAGGCAAACUUCCUGAAGAGUCUUUGGAUGCUUCCGCGUUGAAGCAAUGUUUUCAAAGAAAGGGUUUAUCAACACAAGAACUUGUUGCGUUGUCUGGAGCUCAUACUCUUGGGAGUAAAGGGUUUGGGAAUCCAACUGUUUUCGACAAUUCUUACUAUAAAAUUCUUCUGGAAAAGCCAUGGAUGUCCUCAGGUGGAAUGUCAAGCAUGAUUGGCCUUCCUUCAGAUCGUGCACUUGUUGAGGAUAAUGAAUGCUUAAGAUGGAUCAAAAAGUAUGCUGACAAUCAGAACACGUUCUUUGAAGAUUUCAAGAAUGCAUACAUCAAACUUGUGAAUACUGGUGCAAGAUGGAAAAGCUUGUGAUGAUACCUUCUCAAGACUUUUUCUUUCUUUUCAUUAGAAUUUGGUUGUACCUAGGGAAAAGAAAUAAUUGGAAUGGGCGCCCCACUGCUCUUGUGCAUCAGAAUUUCAACAGCUUUCUUUUGAAAUAAAAGAUAUACACCAGUCCAAUUUUCUCAAGAGGAUCACUAAAUCCAUGUCUCAUUGUCUCUAA
Messenger RNA from Jatropha curcas, 1331 nucleotides. It is a transcript of the gene APX6, whose product is annotated as ascorbate peroxidase 6. Gene Ontology annotation, biological process: response to reactive oxygen species; hydrogen peroxide catabolic process; cellular response to oxidative stress. Gene Ontology annotation, molecular function: heme binding; peroxidase activity. Lineage: Eukaryota; Viridiplantae; Streptophyta; Magnoliopsida; Malpighiales; Euphorbiaceae. The record is from RefSeq and is a predicted model, not a curated record.